Trichogramma pretiosum is the source of this 3546-nucleotide messenger RNA. Its product is annotated as ankyrin-1-like. The transcript has a single exon. Gene Ontology annotation, molecular function: protein binding. The coding region runs from base 1 to 3546 and encodes 1181 amino acids. Lineage: Eukaryota; Metazoa; Arthropoda; Insecta; Hymenoptera; Trichogrammatidae. The record is from RefSeq and is a predicted model, not a curated record.
AUGUCCAAAAACGAAUCCAGUGUAAGCUAUAAUGAUAGAAAAUAUUUAGAAGUGUACGGGUACUUGUCGAAAAAUGCCACGUGGGAGAUUCAAGAGGAUCGACGUGAAUUUCUUCAUCAACUCGUUGCCGUCAUCAAUAAUUGGAAAGGCCAACUUCCAAAUCUUCUAGACUUCUUCCGGAAAGAAGUGAUUUAUUGGCUUUUGAUGGAAUCUGUUACAGGCGCAGAUGAAGACGCAGAUGAAGACGCCAGCGAGGCACCAGGGGAACGAUUCAUAGAUUUUGUGGCUCGCAGCGGCUACAAAGACGCGCCCGAGAUGGAUAAAGAUGGUAAGCCACUGUUGCAUCGCACCACGCCAGUCCAUCGUGCGGCUAAGCAGGAUGCCAAUCCCGCCACAAUCUCUGAUCUCUUUAAAAUUUACGAAAAACUUGACGUAAAUUACAUAGACGAAGAUGGAUUAACGCAUUUUCAAGUGGCCUGCUGGUAUGGUCUCGACACCAUUGUCGAAAAUUUUCUUGAACUCGGGCAAGAUCCAAACGAGGGCUUCUCUCAAGAUACGGACGCGAAAUAUCCAAAUUACCUGCCCCUAUACCUGGCUCUAUCCAGAUGCCACGAGAAGGUAGCCGAAGUGCUGCUGAGAAGAGGCGCCGAUCUGCUUAGAGCCAGUGUGGACGGAGUAACUCCUGUGCACACGCUUGGCAAGAGAAAUCACAAUGAUGCCUUUCUUGAGACAUUUUUCGAGAUCGGCGAGAAGAAACAUCUGGCGUUGCAGGUCAACACCAUAGACCGUGAUGGCCUUUUACCGUUAGAUUAUGCUCUGGUGGGCAGGAAGAAGAAACUGAUGGAAUUGCUGUUGAGACACGGUGCGAAUCCAAAUUUGCGUGACAAAAAUGGAGAUGCUCCAUUGCACCUCAUUUGCAAGCUAUGCUGCUACAGUGACUUGGGCGAGUUAUUGGAGAAAUUUUUCGCCUUCAACGACGAACUCGCUAACACGGUUCAGGUCAACGCUCGGAAUAUAGCGGGUGACACACCAUUGCACUUGUUUUUGGCUGUGCCGAGUAACAACGAAGCAAACAUCGAACUCAAUAACAUACACCAGGCCAACGGUUCCAACUAUCGGGUUGACACACCAUCGCUCUUGAUUCUGCAGAAUCUUAAAAAAAAUGCCGUUGAACUGUUGCUGAGAAGGGGUGCCGACCCUAAUGAUGCCGACGAAGAAGGAUUUACCCCUCUGCACUUCAUUUCCACGGAUGACUUGGCAGAGACAUUCUUCAAAAUCAACAAAGAGUUAAAUCAGACGUUGCAGGUCAACGCCCGGAACAAAUCGAACGAGUCACCGUUGCAUCGGGCAUUGGACGAUAACCUCAAAACCUUGGCCGAACUGCUGCUGAGAUGGGGCGCCAGUCCGAAUUUAGUCGACGACGAAGGGCAGACUUGUUUGCAUAUUAUUUGCUGUAGUGACGACGACGACGAAAACAUGGCAAAGAUGUUAUUUCAGAUCUGCGACGUAAAACAUCAGACGGUUCAGGUAGACGCUCAGGACAAUGAGGGUUGGACACCAUUACUCGUGGCAAUAUACCAAGGAAACAUCAAUUUGGUAGAAUGUUUGCUAAGAAGUGGCGCUAGUCCGAAUUUAGCUGAUAAUAAUGAACUUACUCCUUUGCAUGCAAGAUGCAAGAGAAAAAACGGCGAUGAUGGCUUGGGAAAGAGAUUUUUCGAGAUCAACGACGAAUUAAAUCAGCUGGUGGAGGUCGACGCCAAGAAUGAGGAGGGCUCGACGCCGCUACACUUGGCUCUGUUCCAUGGAUGCAAGAAACUGAACGAAUUGCUGUUGAAAAGACGCGCCGAUCCAAACUUGGCCAACGCAGAGGGCCGUACUCCUUUGCAUGUUGUAUGUCAGAGAGAAGACGACGAUGUUGACUUGGUGAAGAUGUUAUUCGAGAUGGGUGACAAAUUCAAUAAGCCGAUCCAGGUCGACGCCCGAGAUAAAUUUGGCUGCACACCAUUGCACUUGGCUUUGAAUUGCGGCCACGAACAAAUAGCUGAAUGGCUGCUGAGAAGAGGAGCGGAUCUGAAUUUAGCCAACGCAAAAGGAUCGACAUCGUUGCACUUGAUUAGCGCGGGAAAGAUGGACUGCGCUGACUUGUUGCAGACGUUUUUCGAAAUCAGCGACAAGCAAACACGACCGGUCGAGGUCGACGCACGUGACAACGAAGGCAAAACGUCGCUCCACCAUGCUAUAAGUCACCAACAUAAAAAGCUGUUUGAAUUACUGCUGAGAAGAGGCUUCAAUCCGAAUGUGACCGAUAAAGAUGGAUCGACAGCUCUGCACUUGAUUUGCAUGGCCGAUGACGAUAACGACUGGGCUAAGAUGUUGUUUGAAAUCAGCGAGGAAAAGAAUCGACAGGUGCAGAUCGAUGCUCGGGGCAUGUGCGACUUUACACCACUACACCAUGCACUGGUCAAAAAAGAACUCAGGGCAGUGGCAGAAUUGCUUCUGAGAAAGGGCGCCGCUAUGAAUUUAGUCGAUUGGGAGGGAUCGACUCCUCUUCACACAGUUUGCAAGUAUGCCGAUGACGAGGACCGCGUGAGGAUGUUAAUCGAGAUCAGCAACGAAGAAAAGAAGCCGGUCAAGGUCGACGCCCGGGACAAGUUGGGCCGGACGCCGCUACACCUAGCCCUGGCUAAAGGAAACGGUCAGGUGGUCAAGUAUCUGCUGAAAUUAGGUGCCGACCCCAACUUGGCAGACGAGAAUGGAUUCUCACCGUUGCAUGUCAUCAGCAAGGAUCGUUACGACGACGAUGAAUUGCUCAAGUUAUUCUUUUACGCCAGCAAAAAGGUCGAUCGGCCGGUGCAAGUCGAUGUCCAAGACAAGAACGGCCGGACGCCAUUACAAUGGGCCGUAGCGAAUCUGUUCUUGAAUGCGGUCGAUGUACUCCUGGAUCGGGGCGCCGAUUUGUCCUUCUUCGUUUUUCCCAGUAAGAGCUUUUUCGUCGAGAGAUUCGGAUCGAUAAGUGAGAUGGACGAACGUGAAUGGCUUGGAUUUAAAUUAUCAUUAUCGUCAAAAAUUGUGGUUCUUGUUGAACGUCUCGAGAAAAGAGGAUACGAAUUUGACCGUAACAAUACCCUGGAUAUCAUGGGUUUGUUCUCCGAGUACGGAUUGUUUGAAAAGUCAGUGGAUCUUGACGAAUAUUGGUAUGACGACGAAGAAUUUGUGAGCAAAUCGAAAGAGAUAAUGGUUAAUCCUAGUCUGUCGCUUCACGACCUUAUCCGAUUAAGACCGGAAGAGGCGGCAAAACAACUAAAAUAUGAGAACUACGUCGAGGUAGCGCGCUUGAACAAAUUGUCGGAUCUUUCCGAAGACCACAGGGAGGUUUGUGCACGGCAUCUGUGCGAAAAACUGUCGAGGGGAUUUUUCUGGCCGUGGGCACUGGAUGCUUUCUAUGAACUGAGACGUUACCAGCUGCCAGUUCUCUGCUGUGAAAUGAUUAUUGCGAAGCUAAAGAACGAGGAUUUAUAUAAUAUUUGCUUGGCAGCCCUACGAUAG